Messenger RNA from Sphenostylis stenocarpa, 1854 nucleotides. NCBI's taxonomy places the organism in Eukaryota, Viridiplantae, Streptophyta, Magnoliopsida, Fabales, Fabaceae. The record is from the annotation of a GenBank genome assembly.
AUGGAGGUGCCAGUAGCUCUCUAUAGGAGACUGCUUCUUUGGCAGAUAUAUGCUUCCCAUUUUGCAGGAUCACCAUUUUUUAGGCAUGACAGUAGGUUGCGUGCCCUACGCUUCCUUGACCACAUGCUUGAAAGAGAUAACAUGCAGAAAUCAGAGUUCUUAAAAGCAUUGUCAGAUAUGUGGAAAGAUUUUGAUUCCCGUGUACUGCGAUACAAGGUCCUUCCACCUCUUUGUGCAGAACUUAGGAAUGUGGUGAUACAACCAAUGAUUCUACCAAUGGUUCUAACCAUUGCAGAGUCUCAGGACAAGAAUGAUUUUGAGCAAUCUACACUUCCCGCCCUUGUCCCUGUGUUGAGUACUGCUUCUGGUGACACACUGUUACUUCUUGUGAAGCAUGCUGAUCUUAUAAUAAACAAGACUAGUCAAGAGCAUUUAAUUUCUCAUGUUCUUCCAAUGAUUGUUCGGGCCUAUGAUGAUAAUGAUGCUCGUUUGCAAGAAGAGGUCCUGAAAAAAUCUGUAUCCCUUGCCAAACAACUAGAUGCCCAGCUUGUCAAACAAGUGGUUUUACCCCGUGUUCAUGGAUUAGCACUUAAAACAACAGUUGCUGCGGUAGAUCUGAGUUUGCAAUGCUGGGUUAGAGUCAAUGCGUUGCUGUGCUUAGGAGAUAUGGUAAUCCGACUCGAUAAACAUGCUGUGUUGGACAUCAUGCAAACAAUUCAACGCUGUACUGCUGUUGACCGUUCCCCUCCAACCCUUAUGUGUACACUGGGGGUUGCAAAUUCUAUUUUCAAGCAGUACGGAGUAGAAUUUGUAGCUGAGCACGUUCUUCCAUUGCUUAUGCCCCUCCUGACUGCUCAACAAUUGAAUGUUCAACAGUUUGCCAAAUAUAUGCUCUUUGUCAAGGAUAUGCUCCACAAAAUAGAAGAGAAGCGAGGAGUGGCUGUGACCGAUUCUGGAAUGCCAGAUGUAGUAAAACUACCUCCCUUGGUUAAUGGUCUUAAAUCCGAAGCCCGGCAGACAAGCAGCACCUCUGUACCUGCUUCAACAAAAAGAAGCUCCUCUUGGGAUGAAGAUUGGGGUCCCAAAACAAAGGGCGCUGCCUCUUCUACCCAGAUAUCUAUUGACGAAGCCAGUCCAUCUAUGGCAGGCAACCCUGUGGGUCAAGUAACAUCUUUACAAAAUCAUUUCUCUUUAGCUGCUUUAUCUGCUCAGCAAACAACCAAGUCAUGCCCAUCAGUAGAUGUAGAAUGGCCACCUCGGGCAUCUCCUGGUGUUAUCCCACAAUUUGGUGAUACUGAAAAGCAGGCAAUAGGAGAAGGAACUUCAUCCACAUCUAAUCUUGAAUCUGAUGAUCCUUUUGCUGAUUGGCCUCCACGUCCUAAUGGUGUAUCAGGUGGAUCUGGAAUACCCACCAAUGGUACUUUAGGAAUGCCACUAAAUGUUGGGUUUAAUUCAAUGACAAACACUUCAAGCAAUAUGGGUUCCCAAAGUAGCAUCAGUUGGUCUGUUAAUUCCCAAAGUCCGACAGAGUCUAUUAGUUUGAACUCAAGGACUAGUUCAACAGCGGGUAGCCUGAAUAGUGGCCUUGGUCAGAAUUCUCUUGGGUUCCUAAAACAAAAUCAAGCUUUUCCAGUAUCAAAUGUUUCAUACAAUAAUAUUCAGUCAACAGCAACGGAUCUUGGAUCAAUAUUUUCUUCCAACAAGAAUGAACAAAUUGCGCCUAAACUUGCACCGCCCCCUUCAUCUGCAGUGGGUAGAGGACGAGGAAGAGGGAGGGGAAGUGCUUCAUCUACUAGGUCCUCUCAUACUAAGUCACACGCUGAGCAGCCACCCCUUUUGGAUUUGUUAGAGUAA